Beta vulgaris subsp. vulgaris (sugar beet) is the source of this 624-nucleotide messenger RNA. Its product is annotated as agamous-like MADS-box protein AGL62. Gene Ontology annotation, molecular function: DNA-binding transcription factor activity, RNA polymerase II-specific; protein dimerization activity; RNA polymerase II cis-regulatory region sequence-specific DNA binding. The transcript has a single exon. NCBI's taxonomy places the organism in Eukaryota, Viridiplantae, Streptophyta, Magnoliopsida, Caryophyllales, Amaranthaceae. Bases 1 to 624 code for a protein of 207 amino acids. The record is from RefSeq and is a predicted model, not a curated record. Gene Ontology annotation, biological process: regulation of transcription by RNA polymerase II.
AUGGCACGUAUGGAGAAGGAUAGCAAUCGACAAGUUACCUUCUCUAAACGUCGUUGUGGUCUAUUUAAGAAAGCUAGCGAACUAUGCACCUUAUGUGGUGCAGAAGCUACAAUUAUCGUCUUCUCACCAGGGAGAAAAGCCUUCUCCUUUGGCCACCCUUCGGUGGAGACGAUAAUUAAUCGCUUCUUGAUAUCAAGUUUUUCUUCAACCUCGGACUCAGAGAGCGAACAAGCACUCGCUGAGGCUGAUCAGCGAAGUGCUAGUGUUCGCGAUCUUAGCCUAGAACUUACCUUAAUAAGCAAUCAAAUGGAGAUUGAAAAGAAAAGAAGUGAAGAGAUUAAUGAGAUAAAGAAGGCUAAAGAGAGACAUAAUUGGUGGGAUCAACAAAUUGAGAAACUUACAUUUCAACAUUUGGUUCAUUUGAAAACUUCCUUAGAAGAGCUUAAGAAGAAUGUUGUUCAACAUGGUAGAAAUCUUAUCAUGUUAGAGGCUUCAAAUGAUGCUACUAAUAAUACUCAUCAAUUUCCUUACAUGGGGAUUAAUUAUCCUAUGUUAGGAUGUUAUGAUGGUGCUUUCUUUAAUCCUAAUGGUGCUGGUUUUAUUCAAUAUGGACAGGAUUAUUAA